Echinococcus granulosus is the source of this 1119-nucleotide messenger RNA. RefSeq lists its product as hypothetical. The transcript has 7 exons. NCBI's taxonomy places the organism in Eukaryota, Metazoa, Platyhelminthes, Cestoda, Cyclophyllidea, Taeniidae. Bases 1 to 1119 code for a protein of 372 amino acids. The record is from RefSeq and is a predicted model, not a curated record.
AUGAGCACGGAGGAGAGGUUUAUGCAAAUCCUGUACAAUUACUCUGACAGCUCGGCAGAAGACAAGCAUUUUCUCAUUGUCAACUGCGACAACGUGUAUCAUGAUCGGGAUGACCCGGAGUGGCUACUCUCCCUGUUAAACACACUGGCGGGACUGCUGGAAGAGAUCGACCUUAACUCGACAAGUUCGCGUCACAAACUGCCCGACGUUCCAUCGGACAGCAGCAGCGGGCGAAGUCCCUGGACCUUCACUCCGCACAACGCCCAAUGCAUCUCCUACCUCAUGUCCCGACUGCUCGUCAGCAGGCCGGUCGACGUGCGGUCGCGCAAUCUCAUUCACAAGGUCGUCUUGAGGUUAUUUCGGAAUGCAAGUGGUGCGCAGGUAAAGGCAUCUCUUUUGCGAUUCUCCAAGUACUUUGCACGAUUCCUCACUCCAGCCGAGGUAAAGGACUUCAUUUUACCUCUCGUUACCUUCUGCUUGAAUUCGCGUAACCUCGAAGCCCUUGCUGCCGCUAUGGAGGCGCUCCCAAAACUGGUGGAAUAUCCCAUCUCUGUUGAAAUCUACGAGAAAUGCCUUCAUAAAGCCGUUAAUGCAUUCAAAAAGAGUGCCUCUCGACCGCAGGCAACAUUGACAGCUUCCAGUGUACUCACUUUGCAGAUCCAAUCAGUGGCGGUGCAAUGCAUGGCGAACAUUCUUCCUCAACUCCCACUAGCCACAGUGGAGAACGUCCUCCUUCCAUUUGCUCUGCAGUCAAUGGUCGAAGCUGCCAAUGGCAACACCGUAAGGGUCUGUGGUGGUGGAAGCAGUGAAAGGGCUGUCCGCCAAAGCGCCUCCUACCCAGCCCGCGAUGCAUCCUGUCUCAUUCCCGGCUACCUUAACGAGUUUGACUUCUUCCUUUCCGAGGGCGAACCAGUCAUCUCGCUGUGCUGCCUAUUGAAAGCCAUUCUCCACGAGCGCAGAACAAUCCUUUCACCCUCGAUGAUUGCUAUGGAGAUUCUACCCUGCCUGCUACCGCAAACCCUCAAUAAGCAGUGGCAGUUUAGCGAGGUGAGACUACACCAAAGAAUGUCUGACUCGGAUAUUAUUGCCAACAGCAGCAUGGUGUUACAUACUAUGUAG